AUGCAUGGUAUCGUUGCAUUUACUUCUGAUAUGAAUGAACUAGCUGGUUGGCUUCGAACAUCUUUCCCUGGAAUUUAUAUUGUGUCAAUUGAAAUAGGUAAUGAUUUUGACGAUUCAUUUUUGUGGUCAUUAGAUAAACAAGUUGAACAUUUUUGUACUAGAAUUCGUAAUGAUAUUCAUCUUCAACAAGCUCGAUUUCAUCAAUUAGUAACAAAAUAUGCAUAUGAAAAAUUCAUUCAAGAUCGAAUUAGUAUUGCAAAUUAUUGGCAUAAUCCAACUCAAUUAAAUAAAUACAUAUCUCAGUGUCAUUUUCUUCCUGAUAUAAAUAAUGAACGUGAAACACAUAAUAAAAUAUAUUGCACUAAUAUGUUAAAAUUAAAUGCAUUUGUUAUCACAUAUUUAGAUCUUGAUGAAAUUAUUGUACCAAAACAAUCAGGUUGA
Molecule: messenger RNA, 441 nt
Organism: Rotaria sordida
Lineage: Eukaryota; Metazoa; Rotifera; Eurotatoria; Philodinida; Philodinidae
Source: the annotation of a GenBank genome assembly